AUGUCUUCACAGUCUCACAUUACAUUGGAUGCAUCUCCAAUUAAUAACUUGAAAAUAUCAGCAGGCUUUUUUGCCUGCUGUAAAGUGGUCCAAUCCCUUGAAGUUACCACCUCACCCACCGUGCCAAAAAUGGCCAUUCGAAAGCUUCAAGUGCUGUAUCUUUCACCCGUUAUUCACAGUUGUUUGUAUCCAGCACCUUUUGUCGAGAAGACCGCGGCUUUAGACCGCACUGAUUCGAUUCAACAUGACAAAAAUCGGCAAGCCUCGCCUAGCAUACAGUCGAUCAUUUCCAUCUUAGACGUUGCUACCGGAUAUUGCAGCUUAAAGCUCUUAAGUCUUAACAAGGAUUACAUCUGA
Molecule: messenger RNA, 357 nt
Organism: Plasmopara halstedii
Lineage: Eukaryota; Oomycota; Peronosporomycetes; Peronosporales; Peronosporaceae
Exons: 2
Coding region: 1-357 (118 amino acids)
Source: RefSeq, a predicted model, not a curated record